CGUGACCACAUUGCGUUGUCAUGGCAACUAAACGGCGUUGCAUGAAACAGCGCAGUGCCUGGACCAGCGACAGCAAGUUAGCGGCUGCACUGUAUAAUGAACUUCCUUUAGCUUGAAUGCGAGUUUCUCUCUAAUUUUAUGCGCAUGGAAGACGACAUAGAUGCUCUUCUAGAUGAUGUCGAAUCGAAGUACUGUGAACAGAUAUGCCAAAGAGCAUCUGCGCCAACAGCUGGGUACGUGCAUGCAGCUUCUUUCGCUAAAUAAUGUGCAUCACGAUCAGCUAUUGGUUUUCAGAACAUCUUCUGAUGAUAGCAUUGAAGAAGCUAUAAAUGAAAUAUGCAGAGUUCCAGAGUUAAACGUUCCUAACAGUGAUCUCGCCGAAAGUAAGCUAUUCGGUCGCAGAAAUAUCCAGUGUUAUGUGGUCUACCUUGGCGGCACAGAUGUGGUCUUUGGCGUGUCGACCAGUGCAUCAAGAAGGGCUUGCAGCCAUAUUCAUUGCUGCAAGUGCGAUUUCCAAGUUGCUGUAUUCGAAGAUUAUGCCUGGGAUGAAACAGCAGACUACCUGUUCUUCAGAAACAGCGUUCCGGAUGCAAGCAAACUUCGUUCAAGGCUUUUCCGGAAGCUUGGUUGGCGGGCCUAUUGCUGUCAGUGCCAUUGGCGCUCUGUAGCAGCACUUGCAUCUGCGCAACAAGAGAGGCUGCCUUGGAUGUGUGCUCGCCAUUAGGGGAAACCCAUACAAUAUGUUGCAGGGGAGAUAUGCGCUACUGCAGUUGCCUAGGGCGCAGGACAGGGGUAAUUAGCGAUCGCAGGGAGAGGUCUUCGUCCUGCAGUGGACAUAAAAUAGGCUGAUGAUGAUAACAGUUACAUAGAGUUGGUGAUUCGUUUGUAGACUUUUGUGGCCAAGGUUCACUCGCGCUUUGGUUAUGCAUGCCCUUUGUAUCUAAGGUGGAGUGAUGUACGAUUAUAGUUACUGUGACACGCAAGCCAUCCUGCUAUGUCUCUACAAUGCGAGUACAGAUGAAGCGUCACUAGUAUUGAGAGGCAGUUCCUCGGUAUAUGAACCAGAGAUAUUAAAUUGAGGCUGGCAUUGCCAAAAACAGAUGAACAAAUCAGUAUCUUUAGUGCCAGCAGUUCAGAUUUUCCUUAAUACUAUUAGUGCAUUAAAAAAAAAUACAUGCUACAGUCAUGCAUUUGAGUAAUCAGUUUCCAUGUCAAUAUAUUUUAGAGAACCAAAAUUAAUUAGAAUGUUGUAAAUGUUUCAGAAACUUCACUUCAAUAAAUAUAGCAAUAAUGAACCACUAUUCUGCAAAACUGAGUGUUCUACUCUCUUCCAGGUGUUUCUAUAGUGACCCUGCUUUACUCUCCACUCAAACAGCAUUUUUCUCGGGAUGAAAGAGUUUUUUUUUUUUUUUGAAUGUUCAGUCUUGCAGGGCGCCACACAGCAGUAAACCAUUUUUAACGUGAAGCUUCGUUUGUGAACCCUCCUGGACUUUGCUGACCAUGGCUGGUGUUGCUGUCUUGCCAAAUAGCUCACACACAGAAAAUAAAAGAUGUGUGGCUGA
This is a messenger RNA of Dermacentor andersoni, 1562 nucleotides long. Lineage: Eukaryota; Metazoa; Arthropoda; Arachnida; Ixodida; Ixodidae. The record is from RefSeq and is a predicted model, not a curated record.